Molecule: messenger RNA, 1875 nt
Organism: Camelina sativa (false flax)
Lineage: Eukaryota; Viridiplantae; Streptophyta; Magnoliopsida; Brassicales; Brassicaceae
Source: RefSeq, a predicted model, not a curated record
CCGAUACGAUUCCGGUGAGAAGUGAUGCGAGCAGGUUCUGUCUGCUUUAAGCUCCUCAUUUCUGAUUCUUUCAAACGUUCUUAAAAAAACAUGUCAACGACAUUGUUAAAAACAAUUCAGCUAAACCAGUUCUCACUUCUUGGAACUGCCUUGAUUAGAAGGAGGAGUAACAACGUCUCCGUGAGGUGUUGUGGAAGCCAAACAGCGACGACCCAUGAAGCUAAACAGACUUCUCCGUCGAGGGUUGCACCCAAAAACCAUAAAAGCAACAAGCUUGAUGAGAUUCUGAGAGACUACGAAGCUGUAAUUGGGAUAGAGACUCAUGUGCAGCUCUCUACAUUGACAAAGGCGUUUUGUAGCUGCUCUAACAAUUACGGGUCGUAUCCAAACACAAGUAUUUGUCCAGUUUGUAUGGGUUUGCCUGGUGCUUUGCCUGUUUUGAAUUCAAAAGUUGUUGAAUUUGGUGUUAGAUUGGGUUUAGCUUUGAACUGUGAGUUGUCUCUCAAGUCUAAAUUCGAUAGGAAGCAGUAUUUUUAUCCAGAUCUUCCUAAAGGUUAUCAGAUUUCUCAGUUUGAUAUCCCUAUUGCAUCUGGUGGCUAUGUGGAUUUGGAUAUUUAUGUGGUGCAGGUAGAUCUGAAUAGAGCAGGGGUUCCUUUACUUGAGAUUGUUUCUGAACCUGAUAUGAGGAGUGGUGUAGAAGCUGCUGAAUACGCUUGUGAAAUGCAACGGAUUGCGAGGUAUUUGGGAGUUAGUAAUGGGAAUAUGCAAGAAGGCUCUCUUCGCUGUGAUGUCAAUAUCUCAAUCCGUCCCAUUGGGCAAGCUGAGUUUGGCACCAAGGUGGAGAUAAAGAAUUUGAACGCAUUUUCAGCAAUGAGCAGAGCAAUUGACUUUGAAAUUUCAAGACAGGCACUUCUCUACGAUCAAGGCAAAGCUGACCAGAUUGUAACCGAGACUCGGCUUUGGGAUGAAGGCGCUCAGAAAACGGUAACAAUGAGGAAAAAAGAAGGGCUUGCUGAUUACCGCUACUUUCCAGAACCAGAUCUUCCAGAAGUUAUCCUUACACAAGAAUACGUUGAUAGCAUCCGUGCUUCUUUACCAGAACUUCCUGAAGCAAAGCGCAGGAGGUAUGAGGCGAUGGGUCUAGGCAUGCAAGAUGUGCUUUUCCUCGCUAAUGACGUCAGUGUUGCAGAAUAUUUCGAUGCAGUCAUCGGUAAGGGCGCUGAAGUGAAGUUGGCAGCAAAUUGGAUAAUGGGAGAUAUUGCUGCUUACUUGAAAAAUGAGAAACUUUCUAUCAAUGAUAUGAAACUCACUACCCAAGAGUUGGCUGAGCUGAUAGCUGCCAUCAAAGAUGGAACCAUUAGCGGAAAGAUUGGAAAGGAGAUACUGUUUGAGCUAUUGGCCAAAGGUGGAACCGUCAAAGGAAUGAUAAAGGAGAAAGAUUUGGUUCAGAUAACCGAUCCUGCAGAGAUCGAGAAAAUGGUUAUUAAGGUGGUCUCCGAGAACCAGAAGCAGCUUGAGCAGUACCGCAGUGGGAAAACUAAGCUUCAAGGCUAUUUUGCUGGCCAGGUUAUGAAAAUGUCAAAAGGCAAGGCAAACCCAGGUUUACUGAACAAGAUCCUCCUGGAGAAGCUCAAUGCCAAAGACUGAUUGAAGCUUCAGCACUGACACUUUGACAGAGUUAUUGCUCUUGAAAAUGGUAUAGAGUGAUUUGUGCUCCGUUGGAUAAUGCUCUUGAACUAGAGUGUUCUGUACAAAUAUUUUAUUUGGAACUGCAUUGCCAUCAAAUUGUUGUCUAAGAGGCAGACCAUCAUGUCCUAUACACCAUUUGUUUUUUUUUUUUUGAAUUUAAUGUUAAGUUAUAUUCAAAAGAAAAAA